Messenger RNA from Yarrowia lipolytica CLIB122, 750 nucleotides. RefSeq lists its product as uncharacterized. Gene Ontology annotation, cellular component: TRAPPIII protein complex. The record is from RefSeq and is a predicted model, not a curated record. NCBI's taxonomy places the organism in Eukaryota, Fungi, Ascomycota, Dipodascomycetes, Dipodascales.
AUGAACCAUGGAAUCAGCCUGAAAAUCAUGCGGGCGUCGAAACCGCAGCUGACGCCGGCCAUCCAAGACCCAUUCGUGCUCUCGCAAUCUCAAUCGGCCGUUUUGAACCUGCCCUCACCAUGGCUCAGCAUCCGUCCAGCCUUUGGAACGGUCUACGUGGGAGAAGUGCUCACCUUCAUGGUCUACGUGAGUCUCAAGACGGACUUCAUCUACAACACGGCUCCCAGCGUCAAGGUGGGCGUGUCUGCGGCGAUCCACGCCAAGGACUCCACCGAACCUCCCGUUCAAGUGCUCAACUCGACAGACACCGUGGAGCUCAACGAAAUCCACCAGACGACACAGUUCCCCAUCAAGUAUGAGAUCCCUACGGCAGGAAUGCACACAGUCACCUGCCACGUGACCUACUCGUACGUGGUCGACGGAGAACCCCACCAGGAGUCCUUUUCAAAAAUGUACCAGUUCAACGCCGUCAAUUGCGUCCAGUUGCAGCUGGAGACCAUCAAGACCGCCAACAGACAACCGGCCAUGCAGAUAAAGGUCGAGAAUAUCACCUCCAACAGUCUGUGGCUCAAGCCGCCGUCAUUCUUCUCUGAUUCCGUGCAGCCCGUCGGAUCCACCAAGACUGCUAACCUGCUGGGACCUGGAGACAUGUGGCAAUACUCGUGCAAGUACACAGGCGAUCGACCGGCGUUUACCAUUUUCUGGACACGAGGCCCAAUGGGUGAAAAUGGGUGCUUGACUGUACAGUAG